Molecule: messenger RNA, 246 nt
Organism: Sardina pilchardus (European sardine)
Lineage: Eukaryota; Metazoa; Chordata; Actinopteri; Clupeiformes; Clupeidae
Product: cortexin-2
Exons: 1
Coding region: 1-246 (81 amino acids)
Source: RefSeq, a predicted model, not a curated record
AUGGCCGAGAGCCUGCACAGCAGCACGCUGUCGGCGUCGGCGUCGGGCGGAGGGAGCCCGCACAUGUCCGCCUUCCUGACGCUGGAGCAGCGGGCGGCCUUCGUCUUCGUCCUGCUCCUCUUCAUCUUCCUCGGGCUGCUGAUCGUGCGCUGCUUCCGCAUCCUGCUGGACCCCUACAGCAGCAUGCCCUCCUCCACCUGGACGGACUACAUGGAGAAGGACACGUUCGACUACCGCAUCGCCUGA